This is a messenger RNA of Salvelinus fontinalis (brook trout), 942 nucleotides long. RefSeq names its product endoplasmic reticulum resident protein 27-like. NCBI's taxonomy places the organism in Eukaryota, Metazoa, Chordata, Actinopteri, Salmoniformes, Salmonidae. The transcript has 8 exons. Gene Ontology annotation, biological process: response to endoplasmic reticulum stress; protein folding. Gene Ontology annotation, cellular component: endoplasmic reticulum. Bases 1 to 942 code for a protein of 313 amino acids. The record is from RefSeq and is a predicted model, not a curated record.
AUGACAGAGUUGCUCAUCUCCAAACUACAGAAACAUGGCAUCGCCAUCAUGAACAUGAGAGGGCAGGGGUAUGACAACGGGCCCAUUGGCCGUCCCAGGAAGAAGAGGAGUCUGUUUGGCUACGAGGGAGAGGAUGAGCCUGUGACUGACCCUCAGCAGAAAUUCGAAGACAUGGACACUGUAGUGCUUACCAGGGACUCCGCAACACUCGAGAGGGCCCUUACGUACGGGGAUUCCAGGGACAUCGACACAAAAGAGCUGUGUAAUGAGUUCAAAGCCCUUCUCUCUCGCCAUCUCUUUCCCUCUCUCUCUCAGACUCCCUCCGAGGAGACUUUAGGCUACAAGGAGUUUGUGGAGGCAGCUAAGACUGUGAAGCAUAUCCCUGUGGCUCUGUGCAGCGAUAAGGAGGCAUGGGCCAAACUCAGCAUCGUGUCUGACACUAUCGCCAUCUUCAGAAAGGCAGAUAACCACCAAGACAACCUUCAGCUCUCUGAGACCAAGAAAGUGGAGGCGGACGGCCUUGCUCGCUUUAUCACCAUGAACGAGCUUCGCUACAUCACCGAGUACAACCAAGUGACAGCAGUGGGUCUGUUCCAGUCUGAGGUGAAGGCACACCUCCUGCUCUUCAUCAACAGGGGGAGUGGUGACUAUAAAGAGCUCAAGGACCGACUAGGAGCUCUGGCCCCAGAAUUUGUUGGCGAGUUCCUGUUUGUGCUGGUACACGGGGUGAAGUCCAAUGAGAAAUCUCUGGGCUACUUCGGCCUGACUUCACGUGACCUUCCCCGCGUGGGCAUUUACGACGGCGACUCAGAUAUGAAGUGGCUCAUGCCCGAGGGAGAGAUCUCCACCGAGCGUGUGCGGGAAUUCUGCCAGUCACUCAUACUAGGCAAUCUCAAGGAGGUGAAGCAGGCAGGAGAACCUGAUCCUAAAACGGAGUUGUAA